AUGGGACUACGUGAAGAGGCUCCAAAAGCUGCAGGAGACUGCAAGAGUCAAAGAAGAAAGAGGCAAACCAGGGUCACUUUUACACCAUUCCAGGUGCAGGAGCUCGAGAAGGUUUUCCAGCAAACCCAUUAUCCAGAUAUUAGCACCAGAGACCAGUUAGCCUCUCGCCUGCAGCUGACAGAGAGCCGAAUACAGAUUUGGUUCCAGAACCGCAGGGCCAAAUGGAGGAAGGUUGAAACACUCAGAGACAUAGAGCUGAUCACCAGGCAGCGCUUACUUUCGACCAAUCUUCACCGGCUUUAUUAUGAGAAGCCCCAGCUGCAAGCAAUGUGCUGCCUGCCCUGCUGUUUACCAAAACCUCUUCAAUCAAGGCUGUAUUUCAGCUCAUCAACAACACCGGCUGUGCUGACCGCCGCACAUUCUCCUGGUCACAGGACUCUGUAUUUUGACAUGCUGGGAACAGAACAAUAG
This is a messenger RNA of Pelmatolapia mariae (spotted tilapia), 471 nucleotides long. RefSeq names its product homeobox protein aristaless-like 4. Gene Ontology annotation, biological process: regulation of transcription by RNA polymerase II. Lineage: Eukaryota; Metazoa; Chordata; Actinopteri; Cichliformes; Cichlidae. The record is from RefSeq and is a predicted model, not a curated record. Bases 1 to 471 code for a protein of 156 amino acids. Gene Ontology annotation, molecular function: DNA-binding transcription factor activity, RNA polymerase II-specific; RNA polymerase II transcription regulatory region sequence-specific DNA binding. The transcript has 4 exons.